Molecule: messenger RNA, 222 nt
Organism: Monoraphidium neglectum
Lineage: Eukaryota; Viridiplantae; Chlorophyta; Chlorophyceae; Sphaeropleales; Selenastraceae
Exons: 1
Coding region: 1-222 (73 amino acids)
Source: RefSeq, a predicted model, not a curated record
AUGACGGGCUGCAAGUCUAACGGCUUUGUUGCCAUCGUCCUUGGGCUGGCCGACACGUACGCCAAGCGGAACGGCCUCGACUUCUCCGAGGCCGACCAGAUCGUCUAUAACAGGUGGCUGGCCGACGCAGCGCACAACCUCGGACUGGGCGUCGGGCUGCAGAACGACGUUGACCAUAUUUCCCAGCUGGUGGACGCCGUCGACUUCUUUGUGAACGAGUGA